AUGCCCCGCUCCCCGGACCGGUCUGAAGACUAUGACGUUCGCCCUUCCAAAAUCAGAUUAAAAACAACAAAAAGCGAGCGCGCCGAAAAGAUCUUUGCCCGCGAAAAACGUCGUUUCGAGAAAGACCAACACCGCAUCUCCCGCGCCAACGGCUACGCCGUCUCCCCACCCCCCUCUUCCUCCUCCCACUACAGAGCCGACUCCAUAUCCCCGCCUCGGAACAAACCCCGCCCCCAAGCAAAGCAUUAUGAAGAAGAAGAAGGACAAGAAGGCGAGUGGCUUGGAGCAAUGGGGAGGAAGGUGAAGGAGGAGAGGUGGAAGAGGGAGAAGGCGGAGUGGGAGGGGAAGAUGAGGUGGAUGGCUGGUGAGGAAGGAGGGGGAGGGGGGUUGGAGGAUUGGGAGGAUUUGGAAGUGCCGAGGUGGGGGCAUGCUGGACGGGCGGCAGAAUCGUUACCUUCGAGAUGGCGGUCUGCGCCAUCACGCCCCUUCUUAUCACCGUCGCUCUUCCCGCCCCCGCCUUCACCAUUCGAGCCCGGAUCCCGCCCGACAAGGCCAAAGAUGCACCACUUCCCCUCCCAACCACCCCCCAUGGGCGCCAUGUCCGAAAACGACUAUGCCGAAUACAUCCGCACGGGCAUGUAUGCCCAGAAACACGCUUCUGCCUUGCUCGAAGCGGACCGGAUAAAGACGGAGAGGAUGGAGAAGGAGGCGAAGAGGGAGAGGGAGAGGGAGAGGAGGGAGAGGGAGGAGGAGAGGUGGAGGAGGAAGCAGGAGAAGGAAGAGUGGGAGAGGUAUAGGCGGAGGGCGAGGGAGAGGGAGGAGGCGGAGGAGGCGUAUAGGCCGGUACCGCCGCCGAGGGAGUCCGCUACACCGCCUUACAGAUCCUCCAAGACGGGCCAGGCGAAGAAGGACGAUCCGGCGAAAUGGACGGCGCGAUGGGACGCUCUCCAAGCAGGCGGCGAGAUCGAGUCCUCCAACCUCUCUUUCAACGACAUUCCCUGGCCCAUCUUCCUUUCCAACCUCCCCUCCACCCAUACACCAGACGACGUACUUUCAGCGCUUUCAUUAGAGAACGUGAAAAAGUAUAUGGUGACGGUAGCGUCGUACAAGGAAAAUACGGGCGGAGAGCCGGGGAAGGUUCGGAGGGUGGUGAGGGAGGCGGUGAGGAGUUUUCAUCCGGAUCGGUUUACGGUGAGGGUGCUUGGUAGGGUGAGGGAAGGGGAUAGGGGGAUGGUGAAGGAGGGGGCGGAUGUGGUUAGUCGGGUGUUGAAUGACCUUGCGAGGCAGUAUAAGUAG
Cryptococcus wingfieldii CBS 7118 is the source of this 1296-nucleotide messenger RNA. RefSeq lists its product as hypothetical. Lineage: Eukaryota; Fungi; Basidiomycota; Tremellomycetes; Tremellales; Cryptococcaceae. Bases 1 to 1296 code for a protein of 431 amino acids. The record is from RefSeq and is a predicted model, not a curated record. Gene Ontology annotation, biological process: canonical NF-kappaB signal transduction. The transcript is spliced from 2 exons.